Molecule: messenger RNA, 412 nt
Organism: Aspergillus ruber CBS 135680
Lineage: Eukaryota; Fungi; Ascomycota; Eurotiomycetes; Eurotiales; Aspergillaceae
Exons: 4
Coding region: 38-298 (86 amino acids)
Source: RefSeq, a predicted model, not a curated record
UGUCUUCUCCAGGCAGUUCUUACAAUCUCGGUAAACAAUGCCUAAAUACUCGCUCGAUAUCCACUACAAUAGUCCCAGGUACUAUGAAGAAUAUGACCCGAAUGUAGAGUCCAUCGUCAAAGACAGAUUUGGUGAGAAGGGUGCUUCGGGCUUUGAACCCUUCGACAGAAGCUCAGAAGGAUUCCAUUAUGCUCACAGGACCUCGUUUUCGGCGCCGGCAAAUGUCUCGUUGGAUGAGCUGCGGAAGGUAGAAUUGGGAUAUGGUAUUCGCGCUACUAUUUCCCAGAGGCAUGGUUAGAUUGAUGAUUCUUUGUUUUUCUUUUUUUUUUUUUUGUAGGAUAUACAAGCAGCUGAAAUACAGACGUAUAAUGUAUUGAGCUUGAGGAAGGCAGUAUGUCGACGCCGCGGAGGG